Lindgomyces ingoldianus is the source of this 689-nucleotide messenger RNA. Its product is annotated as ssDNA binding protein-like protein Ssb3. Gene Ontology annotation, biological process: nucleotide-excision repair; base-excision repair; DNA replication. The coding region runs from base 145 to 468 and encodes 107 amino acids. The record is from RefSeq and is a predicted model, not a curated record. Lineage: Eukaryota; Fungi; Ascomycota; Dothideomycetes; Pleosporales; Lindgomycetaceae. Gene Ontology annotation, cellular component: DNA replication factor A complex; nucleus; site of double-strand break. The transcript has 3 exons. Gene Ontology annotation, molecular function: damaged DNA binding; single-stranded DNA binding.
UCACCCUCACCUCCACUUCAACCUUCCCAAUUCAUCGUAUCUAAAUUUCUGCACAACACCCCUCUCAAAUAUCCACAUCCUAGGUACUCCCUUAACAACCGACCUUUCCGCUUGAAUUCGAAACGAGUUAAAUAGAACCUCCCAAUGGACCACCCACAAACUCCCCGUAUCCUUGCCCCGCACCUCGCCCAGUUCCAGCACAAGCUUGUGCGCAUGCUAGGGAAAGUAGUCCAACUGCGGGGUGAGACAGCUGUCAUUGAUGCGGGUGGUAAUGUGGAUGUUGUGCUGAAUCGGGAUUGCCAUCUUGUGCUCAACCAUGCUGUAGAAAUAAUUGGGAAAGUCGAUGGCAAUUUAAAUGUCAAGGUGCAAGCUGCGACGGACUUUGGAACUGGGGUCGAUUUCGAUGCUGCAAACGCGGUUGUGGAGGCUACGCAUCGCCACAAGGAGAUCUUCUAUGAUGGGGAUUGAGUGCACGCUGGGAAACAUGCAUCCUGUGACAGUUUCUCCAUGGUGUCUGCGAGUUUGAUGCUGCCCCAGGAGCACGACCGGCUACGACCGACUGAAGGCGAGGUUGUGCGGACGGUGUAAUUGCAUGAUGGCAUAACCCAUGGGAAUGGAUGGCUCGUUGAUGUCUUGGAUUCAAGAAAAGAGACAGUAUUAGGUGCAAGGGUACCGGUAUCUGUAUAGGG